Messenger RNA from Hyalella azteca, 5952 nucleotides. It is a transcript of the gene p120ctn, whose product is annotated as catenin delta-2. Bases 909 to 3632 code for a protein of 907 amino acids. Gene Ontology annotation, biological process: cell-cell junction assembly; cell-cell adhesion. The transcript has 21 exons. Gene Ontology annotation, cellular component: plasma membrane; adherens junction; nucleus. The record is from RefSeq and is a predicted model, not a curated record. NCBI's taxonomy places the organism in Eukaryota, Metazoa, Arthropoda, Malacostraca, Amphipoda, Hyalellidae. Gene Ontology annotation, molecular function: cadherin binding.
CAAAUCACACCACCAGGAAGAGUUGAACUUAACAUGAUGCACCAUGAACCUAUUUUGCGGGAGCAAAAUCUCACUGAGUGAACUUGUACAACUCAUUGACACAUUGACAGUUUUGAGUUGUUAACAGUUGUUUGUAUGUACAUUGAGUUGUUGACAGUUUUGUUUGUAUGUACUAAAAGUUGCAAGUUGGUAGUUCAUAUACUGGAGAUUUGGUGUACAAAAAUGUUAGUCAUGCGUUGCAAAUGUAUGAUUGUGUGGGAUCAUAUAGCCUGCAUCAAUGUUUAAACUAUUUAUGGUUCACAGUACUUUUUUUUUCUCAACAUUUGCACAGCAAUAGUAUUAGUGACUGCUGCUGCUUUCAAUUUUGGCUAUUGGCACUUGCUCUGCAUGACCAUCUGUACCUACUGAUGGGAGUCAGAUAGUCUUGCGCUAACUGCAUGUUUUUUUGGUUUCAAGAAGCUCAUUUCCCCAAAUUGUCACAAGAACCUACAUCAUCCUGAGUGUUGCUCACACGCACCUACAUCAUCCUGAGUGUUGCUCACAUGCACCUACAUCGGCACAUAAACUUAAGCCAAUAUUGUAGAGAUAAAUGUAUAUUCUAUAUUAUAUAUACUUGAAUAUUAUACAAUAAUUUUUUACGUACAUGCAAGUAGAUGACUAUUGGGAGCUUGAUGCUCAAAAAUACUUGUUUUUUGUUAAGUAUAGCAAUUGUCUUGUGAAAUAUUAUAUAUACAUCACUGAUCUCUUGGACCUUGGCUUUAUUCUAUAUGAAGUUGAUCAUCAUAAACCUGAAGUCUCUUCUCAUCAUCCACUAGCAGCAUAGCAGGUGCCGUGCUGGUGUGUUCAUUGUGUUCUGUGUAGGAACCAAGUCUCCCCUGCAAAUAGCUCAGUCCCCCUACCCUACAGCCAUGCCUGAUGACCUCAUGGUCGUUAGCCGCAGUGUUGAACAUCGGUCAGAUGAGGUGUUGAAGCGGACACACGUUACAGCCCAGAGGCUCCUUCUUGUUGAGGCUGCGGACAAUCUUGGUACCCUGCCAAGAAGCAGACCUGAGGAGCUGAGCAGCACCACCACUGAAUACUUCGUCGACUACGGACCUGUCACCCACACCUCCCCCACACACCCAGAUGAAGAGGCAACGUACGAGGAGGUCGUGAGCUCCUCAACCGACAACCCUGGUGGCAGCGACACUCGCCUCGUCACUCGCACCCACACCAACCACAUCACCCAGAAGAUAUCGACGACGACGCGCGUUAUCAGGGAGGUGCAGCACGUCGCUCCUGACGGCAGCGUGCUGACUUGCGCCCCCCUCAGCAUGGACCCCUACAGGGGGCACUCCCCCUCUGCGCCCUCUGGCGGCAACCACAGCGCCCCCUACGAGCCCUACGACGUGGCCCCUGCAGACGCCUUCCCCGCCUACGCCUAUGAGGCCUACCCCAACUGUGGCUACCCCAGCGGUUACCCCGAACUGGACCACUCCUUGGCAGCUGCGGAGCGCGACAAGUUCCAGCCAUCCCCCGCCCACCAUCCCGCCCUUGACAGAUAUGCAGGCCAGCCCCAGCCUGCACAAGUGCGGUGGCGUGACCCAGACCUGCACGAAGUUAUCGACUUCCUCAGCAACCCCAACAAUGUGGUAAAGGCCAAUGCGGCGGCGUACCUACAGCACCUCUGCUACAUGCACGACGCCACCAAGCAGAAGGCCAGGAUCCUAGGCGGCCUACCGCCCUUGGUCAGCCUGCUCUCCCACGACCUGCCUGACCUGCACCGCAACGCUUGCGGCGCCUUAAGGAACCUAUCGUACGGGCGCCAGAACGACGAGAACAAGCGGGCUAUCAAGGACGCCGGUGGCAUCCCUGCGCUUAUCCGCCUCCUUAAGCGGACAAUGGAUAGCGAAGUGAAGGAGCUCGUGACGGGCAUCCUGUGGAAUCUGUCCUCCUGUGAGGAGCUCAAGACGUGCAUGCUUGACGAGGCAGUGCCGGCGCUGGUGACGCACGUGGUGGUGCCCGCUAGCGGCGUCCCCUGCAGCGUCGAGCGCGACCCCAACGCUGAUGUCUGGUGGUCUACUGUCUUCAAGAAUGCUUCGGGGGUCUUGAGAAAUGUGAGCUCUGCGGGUGCCCACGCUCGGUCGCGCCUGCGUGGGAGCCCUGGUCUGGUGGAGGCGCUGCUGGCGGUGCUGCGGUCGGCGAUGCACGGCAACUCUCACGACCACAAGUGUGUCGAGAACUGUGUGUGUAUCUUGCGCAACUUGUCCUACCGCUGCCAAGAGGAGGAUGACCCCAACUACGAUAAGAACCUCCCUGCCGUGCAGCCCCGCGCCUCCGCCGCCCUUAAAGGUGACAACCUUGGCUGCUUCGGAGGCAGUCGCAACAAGAAGACCCCCGACUCCAGCACCCCCACUGCACCUACCAGCGCCCCCGCGGGGGGCAGGCUGCACGGCGCCCCUCGCAGCGACCCCCCUAGGGGCAUGGAGCUCCUCUGGCAGCCUGAUCUGGUGGUUCAGCCGUACCUGGCGCUGCUAUCGGAGUGCAGCAACCCUGAGACGCUGGAAGCUGCCGCUGGGGCCAUACAGAACCUGGCAGCGUGUUACUGGCAACCCAGCAUUGAGGUGCGCGCGGCGGUGCGCAAGGAGAAGGGCUUGCCCAUCCUGGUGGAGCUGUUGCGCAUGGAGGUGGACCGCGUCGUGUGCGCCGUCGCCACCGCCCUCAGGAACCUGGCGCUCGACCAGCGCAACAAGGAGCUCAUCGGGAAGUACGCCAUGCGGGACCUCGUGCAGAAGCUGCCGUCGGGCCAGGGCGGCCGGGCGGAGGCGGCGGCGUCGGACGAAACUGUGGCCGCGGUGCUGGCGACCCUCAACGAAGUCAUCAAGAAGAGUACGGAGUUCUCUCGCGCCCUCCUGGAGUGUGACGGCGUCGAGCGCCUCGUGCACAUCACCAAGUCCCGCACGCGAUACUCCGCCAGGGUCGUCAAGUUCGCGUCCCAGGUGCUGUUCUCGAUGUGGGCUCAUCAGGAGCUGCGUGAAGUGUACAAGCGUGCGGGGUGGAAGGAGCAAGACUUUGUCAGCAGGAGCGUAGGCACCAGAGGCGGCGGCGGUGGAUCUCCCACCAACAACACGCUAAGUCGCCCCAUGGCCUCCCAGGGCGGGACACGAUACGAAGACCGCACUCUGCACCGCAACAAUCACGCCAGGCAUUACCGGGAGGAGGUUCCUUUGGGGACGCUGGGCGGCGGAGGGGUGGGGGACCCCGACAACCUCUACGGCGCCUCCCACGGACAGAUGCCGUCACGUGAGCCUGUCUAUGCGAAGGUCAACAGAGAGAAGAAACGCUCACAGCUCCCCGACGAAGAUCUGUACGGGGGUCACAACCCCCACGAUGAAUGGGGGGCAUACACCGCCCCCGACGCCCCCCUACCUAACCUGCCACUGCUCGACACGUCUAUUGCAUCUCACGCCUCUGCAGCUCUGCUACUUAACUCAGACACCCACUCUGCUACGGGAAACUAUGAAACUCACUCAGCAGCUGGCAACUAUGACACUCACUCUGCAACUGGCAACUAUGAUACACACUCUACAGCUGGCAACAUUGGUGUUGCUACAGAUGCUGCUCAGCAACAGGCUGGAGACUCUUGGGUUUAAGGAUUUUUAUGUAUUAGAUUCAACGAAGAAAAUCCACUGAAAUGCAGUCCCACUCAAGCAUUGUAUUAAGCAAAUGCAGUUUCGCGUUUCACUCAUGUUCUUUCACACCCAAACGUUGUUCGUCACAAGCAUUGCUCUACUAAAGCGUUGUCACACUCGAAUGCAGUCACACUCAUGAUCAGAUGCUCUGGAUCGCUCAAGCCCAGGUCUGAGGUGUGAAGAACUUUGCAAGAACCCUCUGGGUUGAGCGGCGUGGCUGCGUGAAGCUUGCGGUAGUUUGGGGCAAUGAGGAUAUGCCCAUGAUUAUUGGGGAGAGGAUACUCAACCCGCCGUAAUAUUGAACUAGGAUGUACCGACAUUUUUUAGAGGUGACUGACAGCCGUGCUAAACUGUCGAUCAUGCAUGUAAGCAUGAGCUGUCUGCCAUGCUAGACUGUCAGCAGCGCUUGUCAUUAUUACUUCAUUCAAACUAUUCAUCUAUUUGCCGAAGUUUCGUAGCCGUAGAUUGUUGCCCAUGUGUCAGUCGAGUCUUAGUUUCAUCUAUGAACAAUUUGCGUUGAAGUGCUGCAAGAUCCUGCCUCGUGUGCAUGUAUGUACGUGAGUGUGUGUACAUACUAGGCGUGUGUUCUCUCGCCUCAUCGCCCAAUUGUGCUCACCUUGACCCUCUUUCCCCUGUACAAUUUCCCUUCCCUUGGGCACAAACUCAACUCAUUAACUAGCACCCCCGCAGUCUCACUCGCCCGCAAGUAUUUUCUUAGGAUUAAUAGCGUUUAUUUCCUGUUCAUUUCUGAUCAUGUGGGUACUCGCAAACCUCCGGUGAGUCUUUCUGCGAAUAUGGGUGGCAGAAUUAUUCAGCUCGCAGUCGUAUGUAUAUUUAUGAGAUAAAACUCGAAAUCCUUUGUUAGGGACGCUUCGACGGAGCUAAUCGAGAGAUUAGUCUUGGAACCGGGAGAGCAGCUAAUUUAGCUCGAAGAUGCCACUGGUUGAGCCAUGAAGAGCCGCUGUUUGGUCUUAACGACCCGUCAUUUGUUUAGCGUGGCUGCUCAAGGUUUUUGGUGCGUGUAGUGUUUGGUCAGGAACGGAAGUUGCCGCUAAAAGUGUCCGGCGCUGUAAUUUCAUAUCUCAAGUUCGUUGUAAUUUCGUUUAUUUUAGGCAGACUCAGUGUAGACUCAGUGGCACGCGGCUCUGCGUGAGCGCAAGUGUGGACGUGUGCAAUGUAGCAUUUUCUAGCAAUAAAACUAGCCAGUAAGAUGAAGUGAGCGCGCCACAAUUAUGGUGUCUCUUACUCUGAACCCUGCCACCCCAACAUUCGCCCUGCCACCCCAACACUCGCCCUGCCGCCCCAACACUCACUCUGACACCCCAACACUCACCCUGCCACCCCAACACGCACCCUUACAUGCGCCUCAGUUCCUCUCGAUUGAGCGCCAUUUCGCGUUGCAAAAAAUUCCUCGUGUUGGAGAAUGUAUUUCUACUAAGCGGAUGUCGCAAAAUUAAUUUAAGUGAACUUAAUUUACAUAGCAAUUUCUAUUGGAAAAACCUUUGCUUACGCGUUACGGUCCCAUGUGCCGCCGAAUUUUUAUUAACAUGACUCGAGUGAUGUAUGUGUUUUCCGUGACGAGCUCUCGUUGAUGACUUCGAUGACUUGUGAAUGUAAUCGCAUGGGAGCAGAGCAUGGCGUUUACUGACUUCCUCUCGCUGCUCCCCACAUGUUUAUGUGUUCCCCACUUCUCUGCUUCAGCUCCCCCCAACAUGGAAGGGCCACCAAACGAUCAUUCCUUUGUCUAUUUAUUAAGAGAGGUGUUCUCGACGCCUUGCAUGAGAUGUCAUCGCAAAUUAUGCUUGCUUGUAAACUAAGUCAGUGCUGGAGCGUUUCAAGAUGUCACGACUGCCAGCAAGGUAGUUGUUGAUGGCCAAUUUUACUAUUGAAGCCUGACUUGAAUGUUGAAGCGACGGUGGAAGCCUUGUGUCAAUGGAAGCGUUUGCUGGCAUCUCGUUUUCUCUUGCUGUAUUCUUUGUCUUGAUCUUGAGUCCCUUUGAAGACUAAUAAAUGGUGUAGUGUUCGAGCCGUGUUCCACCCCCAAUAUUACCUAAUGUAGAUGUAAAUAUUAAGAAUGAUUAAGUUUCGUGGCUAUAGUUUAUAUAAUGGGCUUAAUGUGUGCGCAUUACAAUUUGCCGAGGUUCAAGUGUAAUUGUAGGCCUACUGUAGCAUUCCCACCAUAGGCCGACAGAGUUCCUCCUGUGCCGGCCAAAUUUUACCUCAAUGUUUAUUCUUUUCUAAUGCAAUAUAAUCAUCCAAAGCAAAGAAUUGCCACCUCAGA